Molecule: messenger RNA, 777 nt
Organism: Phasianus colchicus (ring-necked pheasant)
Lineage: Eukaryota; Metazoa; Chordata; Aves; Galliformes; Phasianidae
Product: cysteine-rich venom protein-like
Cellular component (GO): extracellular region
Source: RefSeq, a predicted model, not a curated record
AUGAUUCUGCCAGCAAUACUCCUGUGUCUUGCAGCUGUGCUGUGUCCAUCUGCUGGAGAGGACCUCAGCUAUGUUCCUCUACCUUUACUCACAGCCUCAUCCUCUCAACAGGUACCUGAAGCUUCCCUUGCUCUAUCAACCAACAGAACCGAUCAACAAAAGUUGAUUGUUGACAAACACAAUGCCCUCAGGAGAAGAGUCAGCCCUCCUGCCAGUAACAUGUUGAGAAUGGAAUGGAGUCCUCAGGCUGCAGCUAAUGCUCAUAACUGGGCAAAUCGAUGUUCUUUAAGUCACAGCCCUCCAAACCAGAGGGAUAUCGGUGAACCAUGUGGCGAAAAUCUCUACAUGUCAACUGCCCCUUCCUCGUGGUCAGAUUCCAUUCAGGCCUGGUACAAUGAGGAGAAAGAUUUCAAAUAUGGAACUGGAGCAACAACAGCGAAUGCUGUGAUUGGCCAUUACACUCAGUUAGUUUGGUACAGUUCUUACAAAGUUGGAUGUGCAGUCGCCUAUUGUCCUGAAAGGACAUUCAAGUACUUUUAUGUGUGCCAUUACUGCCCUGCAGGGAAUAUAAUGGGUUCAAUUGAAACGCCCUACAAAGAAGGACAACCUUGUGGUGACUGCCCUGAUUCUUGUGACAACGGAUUAUGCACCAAUCCUUGCAAGUUUCAUGAUGUUUACUCCAACUGUCCUGAAAUGGCAAAGAAAUAUGGAUGUGACCAUAGCUUUAUCAAGGCAAACUGCCCUGCCUCCUGCAGAUGCCAAAAUGAAAUAAUAUGA